Molecule: messenger RNA, 1878 nt
Organism: Thermochaetoides thermophila DSM 1495
Lineage: Eukaryota; Fungi; Ascomycota; Sordariomycetes; Sordariales; Chaetomiaceae
Product: putative ABC transporter protein
Exons: 3
Coding region: 1-1878 (625 amino acids)
Molecular function (GO): ATP binding; ATP hydrolysis activity
Source: RefSeq, a predicted model, not a curated record
AUGCCGCCAUCUGCGUCCAAGGAGAAGCGUCUCGCCAAGCGCGCUGCCGCAGCAGCUGAAGGAAAGGACAAGAAGAGUCGCUCGAAGGCCGCCUCCAAGAAUGCCAGUACUGCUGGUUCGGCGAACGGCGAAGAUGCACCGAUUGAUCCAGACGCCCCGGCCACCUCGGCUGAGAAGAUGGACGAAGUCAAGCGGCUAGCGGAGCAGCUUGACAGGCAUGGUCUUUCUGACCGUGUUACAACGGGUGUUUUGGCGUCGAGUCCAGCGAGCAAGGACGUUAAGAUUGCAAGCGUUAGCUUGGUGUUCCACGGCCGUGUCCUCAUCACCGAUUCAACUCUCGAGCUUACACUUGGUCGGCGAUAUGGCUUGCUUGGCGAGAACGGCUGUGGCAAGAGUACGCUGCUCAAGGCAAUCGCCGCUCGCGAGUAUCCCAUUCCAGAGCAUAUUGACAUAUACCUCCUGAACGAGGGCGCUCCUCCUACCGACCUAGGCGCUUUGGAAUGGGUUGUGAAGGAAGCUGAGCUUGAGAUGGAGCGUUUGGAAAAGCUUGCCGAGAAGAUUCUCGAGGAAGAAGGCCCCGAGUCGCAGGUUUUGAUGGAUCUUUACGACCACAUGGAGAAGAUGGAUCCUUCUACUUUUGCCACUCGCGCCGCUCUUAUCUUGACUGGGCUUGGUUUUAACAAGCAAACAAUGCACAAGAAGACCAAAGACAUGUCUGGUGGUUGGAGAAUGCGUGUUGCCCUUGGCAGAGCUCUCUUCGUCAAGCCGACUCUACUUCUCCUCGAUGAUCCCACCGCUCACCUGGAUCUCGAGGCUUGUGUCUGGCUUGAGGAGUACCUCAAGAAGUGGGACCGCACUCUUGUUCUGGUUUCUCAUUCACAGGAUUUCCUCAACGGCGUUUGCACAAAUAUGAUCGACAUGCGGCAGAAGAAGCUCAAGUACUACGGUGGUAACUACGAUGCUUACGUCAAGACCCGUCACGAACAGGAGACGAACCAGAUGAAGGCGUAUCACAAGCAACAAGAAGAGAUUGCACACAUCAAAAAGUUUAUUGCCAGCGCUGGCACCUAUGCCAACCUUGUUAGGCAGGCCAAAUCUCGUCAAAAGAUUCUUGACAAGAUGGAGGCCGAAGGCUUCAUUCAGCCGGUCAUCCCUGACAAGGUUUUCACCUUCCGCUUUGCUGACGUCGAGCGGCUUCCACCCCCGGUCCUGUCUUUUGACAAUGUCACCUUUUCCUACUCCGGUGAUCCUAAGGAUGAUUUGUAUCGCAACCUGGACCUCGGCUUCGAUAUGGACUCACGCACCGCCCUUGUGGGGCCCAACGGUGUUGGCAAGUCCACUCUCCUCCGUCUCAUGACGGGCAAGCUUACGCCCACGAGCGGUACUAUCACUCGGCACACUCACCUCAAGUUGGGGCUGUACUCUCAGCACUCUGCUGAGCAGCUUGACCUCACAAAGUCUGCCCUGGAGUUCGUGAUGGAUAAGUACAGAGAGAAGUCUCAGGAUGUCCAAUACUGGCGUCAGCAGCUUGGCAAGUACGGCCUUUCUGGUGAUGCUCAAACAGCCAAGAUGGGCACUUUGUCUGAUGGCCAGAGGAGCCGUAUCGUGUUUGCUCUCCUUGCCAUCGACGGCCCCAACAUGCUACUGCUGGACGAGCCAACCAACGGUCUGGAUAUCCCAACCAUUGAUAGUUUAGCUGAGGCUAUCAAUGCAUUCAGCGGUGGUGUUAUUGUCGUUAGCCACGACUUCAGGUUAUUGGACAAGAUCGCCAAGCAGAUUCUGGUGUGCGAGAACAGGACAAUCAGGGAGUGGGAUGGCAGUAUUGCCGACUACAAGAACUAUCUGCGUAAGAAGAUGAUCUCGGCUGGUGCAGUCUGA